Molecule: messenger RNA, 2430 nt
Organism: Anolis carolinensis (green anole)
Lineage: Eukaryota; Metazoa; Chordata; Lepidosauria; Squamata; Anolidae
Product: glutathione S-transferase
Exons: 7
Coding region: 158-829 (223 amino acids)
Biological process (GO): glutathione metabolic process
Molecular function (GO): glutathione transferase activity
Source: RefSeq, a predicted model, not a curated record
GUACAGCUGGCACACCUCUGUGUUUGCAGAGGGGAGUGUCUCCUUCUGAUAGGCAGUUCUCCCCUCUCCCUGAGGAUUUUCUAACUAUCCUUGAGCAGGAGAAAAACUUGCAGGUCUUUCAUCUCUUCUAGCAGCAGGGAAGGAAACAUUUGGAAAUAUGGCUGGGAAACCUAAGCUUCAUUACUUUAAUCUAAGAGGUCGAAUGGAAACCAUCAGGUGGUUGUUAUCUGCUGCUGGAGUUGAGUUUGAAGAGCAAUAUAUCCAGUCAAAGGCAGAUCUAGAAAAAUUAAAGAAAGAUGGAGUCCUGCUCUUCCAGCAAGUGCCUGUGGUGGAAAUAGAUGGGAUGAAGCUGGCGCAGAGCCGAGCCAUUCUCAACUACAUUGCAGCAAAAUACAAUCUCAGUGGGAAGGACAUCAAGCAGAGGGCACUAAUUGAUAUGUACAGUGAAGGCGCUUUUGACUUAAGUGAAAUGAUCAUGAUGCUGCCCUGGAAAUACACGGAUCCGAAGGAGAGGGAGAAGGAAACAGUAGCGGCUCUUGAGAAAGCUACUGGCAGAUAUUUCCCAGUUUUUGAAAAGGUCCUGAAAGAUCAUGGACAAGAUUUUCUGGUGGGGAAUCAGCUCAGCAGAGCAGAUAUCCAGGUGCUUGAGAGCAUUUUAGCCACAGAAGAGUUGAAGGCGGAUGUCCUCUCCAAGUUUCCUCUUUUAAAGGCUUUUAAAACAAGAAUAAGCAACAUCCCUAACAUUAAGAAAUUUCUUCAGCCUGGUAGUCCAAGAAAACCAGCUCCUGAUGACAAAACAGUUGCAGAAGUAAUGAAAGUUUUCCAAUGAGUUGUUCAGCUGAAGACGGCAACUACUUUACUAUCAUAGCUUCAAGCAAAGUGCAGAAAUUCUGAUUUCAAAUCAUUCCAAAGAGGUGCAAUCAUAAGAUCUUAUAAAUCCACAUAACUGAGAAACUGUUAUAAUACUGUGUACCAUUGCACCAAAUUGAGAUGGGCCCUUGAUUUCAAAUCAUUCAAAAGUCAUAAAUGGGUCUGGGUAAAUCCUCAUAAUUACAUUAGGAAACUAAAUUAAUAGCAGAACUGCAAAACCAACUAAGGAGAAACUGCCAACAUGCUGUGUGCCAUUAAAUUAACAUGAAAUAAAAUAUUUUACACCAUUAAUAUUGUAGCUAGCUAAGCAUUUGUUUGACUUAUGGUAUUAUGGUAACUUGUUAAAUACAUGACAAUCACAUUGAUAAACUUCUGAUAAAAAUUUGCAUGAAUGUGACUAGAAAAGGUCAGUAUGCUUCUCCACUGUCAAGAGGCCAUAAAAGUUAUGUUUAUACACGACUGUGAUUCUACUUUUAAUGGGUGUGAAAUCCUGGAAUUUACAGUAGGCGCAGGGAGGGGACAUUUUAAUUCUCAAACAGAGAACUCCAGUAAGCUCUCACUGAAUGACAAAGCACAAUAUUUUGUAGGGUGAACCCAUGGGAGUUAAACAGAAUCACAGAAGUGACAAGUAAAGGAAGAUUUUAAUGGACAUUUUCCCCAUGAGCAGGAUCACAGCACAUUCUAGGUUUCUUUACAGCAAGACACCUCCUUUAUUUGAGGCAUGAAAUUUCAUGGUAUCCACACCUAUUCAGAAUUUAGGUUUUGGGGCAUUUAUGUACUGGGGACCAAUGGGUGUUCUGUAAUACUUUCAUUUAUUGAGGAAUGUCUUGCCCUGCAGGCUUCCUUGAUUGUAGGGCAAUAAAUGUACCCAGCAAAUCUACUUGAAAGAGCUUUCCAAGGUGCUGAACUUUAUCCCAGAAGCAGGUUCAAAAGAAGGUUAACAUUGACAGCAACAGCACCUCAACAUUUGCUUCCAAGUUCCUAAAGAAACAGUCCAACUCCCCCAAAAUACUUCCAGAGAACACAUUAUUUUGCCCUCCUGGUUCUUCUUUCUCCCUUGCAACUCCUCACUGAGUGCUGGAAGAAGACUGAAGUUACACACUGCCUCUACUUGAAGAAGCUGGAACAGUUCCUUGUUGGUGUAAUUGUGUGAAACAAGUUAAUUCCAACUUAUGCCAACCCCAUUAUGGAGUUGUGUGAGGCUAAGAUUAUGUGAUACGGCUGAGCAUGUGGUUGAACCCUCUUUACUGUAGUUCAGCAUUCAAACCACUGUUUCCUCAGCCUUUCUUAAAAGAUCAGUUUAAAGGGGCUCUCACUACUAUUGGACAAGGUGAAAUAACUGCUUUUGGGUUUCACGAAAGAGCAGGAAAUGUUACUUACUUGAUGUAUUAUUUACAUUUUGACCUAUGUUCACAUUUCAAUCCUGGGAAUGGGGGAAGACUAGAUGUGUGAUUUGUAACCCUCAAGUGCCAGGAUAACCUGAAUAGUCCUGUGGUGAUUAUUUGAAGGUUAAGAAGUACCUGUAUAUUGAAGAAGAAUAAAUAUUCUAAUAAUCAUGAA